Molecule: messenger RNA, 1813 nt
Organism: Pseudomassariella vexata
Lineage: Eukaryota; Fungi; Ascomycota; Sordariomycetes; Amphisphaeriales; Pseudomassariaceae
Product: branched-chain alpha-ketoacid dehydrogenase
Exons: 5
Coding region: 426-1766 (446 amino acids)
Biological process (GO): regulation of glucose metabolic process; protein phosphorylation
Cellular component (GO): mitochondrion
Molecular function (GO): pyruvate dehydrogenase (acetyl-transferring) kinase activity
Source: RefSeq, a predicted model, not a curated record
GGAACCCCGUAGACAAGAUGGACAUGCAUACAAUACUAAGUAUUCAAGACUGCAGUAAUUUUCAGUGUCACCAGAAUGGAGAACACAAUCUGAGAAUCAUCAAGGUGAGAAACUGGUACUCUUACGAUGCCUCAAAGCCAGGCUCUUUACACAGCCAAGGUAGGUGAAACUGCUUGAAGGUAGAUGCAAACGCAAGUUCAGCCCACUCUGAAGCUGCCUCUAUGCAAGCUUCGAGCACCGACAGGAGGAGCUAAGCUGGAGAAUGUGGGGUACCUUUCAAUUGUACUUGCAGUCAUACUUUGCAAACUCGGCCUCGCAGACAGCACCAGCCUAUCUUGUAAUACCACCUCAGUUGAACAGCUAUUUCGCCCAUAUUUGCGCCAGCAGUGUUCGCAAUAUCUGCGUACCUCUAUGGAAGUGUCAACAUGUUGUCAUCCGCGGUGCACCAUGCCGCCAAGACCCUCAAGUUCAUACCGGCCCUGGGACGAAUAGCUUCAACAGCACUUUUACAACAACGCAUUAGCCCCCCACAUAACACCUCGAUCGCAGGGAGCUUGCCACGACGGCGCUGGAUACAGACGACGACGAAAUGGCGUCCAGUUCAAGUUCUUGACGAAUGGGUAGCCAAAGAAGCGCGCCCAAUCUCGCUCCGCCAGCUCAUGGUCUUCGGCCGCUCCCUGACCGAGUCGCGUCUCCUUUCGUCGGCCAACUAUGUGCGCACCGAACUGCCCACCCGCAUAGCCCACCGCAUCCGCGACAUGCAGGCGCUACCGUACGUUGUCGUGACGAACCCGCACAUCAGUGAAGUGUACGACCUGUACUACCAGGCGUUUGAUAGCUUUCGACGCGUCAAGGAGAUCAAGACGCUCGAGGACAACGAGAGGCUCUGUCAGGACAUUGCGCAGAUGUUGAGAGCACACUUGAGUGUGAUACCCAAGCUGGCCAUUGGUGUCUUGCAGUCUGCAGACCUUAUGGAUAAGGGAGAAUUAGACCGGUUUAUGAAUACCGUACUCAGAUCGCGAAUAUCCCGUAGAGUGAUUGCAGAGCAACACCUCGCUCUGACCGAAACCUUCAACUCGGACUGGUUUUCACCAGGCGCCAAACUUUCCGAAUCCGAGUUCAUUGGGGAAGUAUUCCUCAAAUGCGUUGCCAAAGACGUCGUAGAGCAGUGCGGUAAGGCUGUGCAGAGACUCGCCUGCACCGCCAAUGGACCAGAUACCAAUAUCCCCGAGAUCAGAGUCAGCGGACAUAUGGACGCAAAUUUCCCAUAUAUCCUCAGUCAUCUGCAGUACAUAGUGGGAGAACUGCUGAGAAACUCGGUCCAAGCUGUCAUCGACAAACAAAAGAGCACACAGCAGCACGUCAUAAUCCGAUUCUCUGAUCAGGGAGGCGGCAUUCCCAGAGAUAUCCUUCCAUAUCUUUGGUCGUUCAGCAAGGGACCGCAGAGCACGCAGCGCCUAGAAAACCUGACGCAAGUACCAAUGAUGGCGGCAACUCUGCAGGAGUUGCGAGUGGAUGGCAAUUUCAGCGGAUUGCAGGACGGCAAGAUCGGACAGGACAGUUCCCUCACCUCAUUAUCGACGAGACCACCAAAGCUACGGUUGGGCAUGGGUCUACCCCUGAGCAGGGUAUACGCCGAGUACUGGGCCGGAAAGCUAGAACUACACAGUUUAGAAGGCUACGGCGUGGAUGCGUUCCUGCAAAUCUCGAAGCUGGGCAACAAGAACGAACAGCUCACCACCAGAGCGACUAUGGACGCUGUAUAGGACGAGCUCUAUGAUGAGCUCUCGGGGGUUCAAUACUUCCCGGGUCU